AUGCUUAUCAAUUGUGGUCCCCUGACAGACUUCACACAGACACGAUAUGUGAUCCAUCUAUCCACCAGGAAGCGACUGGUCUUAUUUCGCUUACCCUCCAUCGACCCGUCGGGUUCAAAACCCAACGAGACGCAAGGAUGGUCAUACUACGCCAUGGAGGCCGAAUGUCCCCAUGCUGGUGGACCCAUGGCCGACUCACAGGUAGAUAUUGAAGACUCGGCAUAUAUCGUGUCCUGUCCCUGGCACGCGUACGAUUUCAACGUCGAGACGGGAGAGUCGAGUGUAGGCAUCAAAGCCUGCACUUUCCCUGUCGAUGUGCGCGAUGGUUCUGUGACGAUAGACUUCCCGGUCAAGGAUGGUGUACCUGUUGGCUUGGGUAGACUCGAGCCAGUCAGCGAGAAAGUGAAGUUGAAGCAUGCGCGACCCUCCGACAAGCCAGCACCUAAACAAGAAGAUCCCGGCAUGACACAAUAUCUCGGUGACGACGCGACAUUGUGUGACUGGGCUGUUCAUAUUUUGAGCACUGCUAACCCGGAGCACAAAAUUGAACUGACCACUCAUUUGUACAACAUUUUCACUUCGAGGGAAGGCACUUCCACGCCCAUGGACAUUGGAAGAGGCACGGUGACCGCCCCGGAUCAACCACCGCGUGAGAAUAUGGUCGAAGUGAAACCAGGCGCGAUGCCUAAAACUGGAAAGGGAGGGUCUUUGAAAAGCAGAAUCGCCAUGCUCCAUGCGCUAGCCAAUAUCGAGCUCUGGGCUAUCGAUCUAGCAAUCGACAUUUGCGUCCGAUUUUCAACAUUCAAGACGGCCGAAGAGACCCCCCAAGAGCUACCCCGGGCAUAUUUCCAUGACUGGCUGAAGGUUGCAAGUGACGAGGCCAAACACUUUUCCCUCCUGCGUACCCGAAUCGAGGAAAUGGGCUCUCAUUUUGGCGCGCUGCCCGUCCACCACGGUUUAUGGCAAUCUGCUACGGAAACAGCACACGAUCUCCGAUCUAGAAUCAGUAUCAUCGCCUUAGUCCACGAAGCCCGAGGUCUUGAUGUCAAUCCCAUGACGAUUCAAAAGUUCCGUAACGCCCAAGACAACGAGAGCGUCGAAGCGCUGGAGGUUAUUCAUAACGAUGAAAUCACGCAUGUUACGACUGGUCAUCGAUGGUUGACUUGGAUUUGUGCCCAGGAAGGUACAGAUCCGGUACGCGUCUUCCGUGACAACGUUUCCAAACACUUCCGAGGGAGCAUUCAGGGACCGUUCAACGAGGAAGCUCGCUUGCAGGCAGGCAUGGACCGUCGUUACUACGGGAUUACUCCGACUCCGGUUGCAGCUUCAUAA
Penicillium subrubescens is the source of this 1332-nucleotide messenger RNA. RefSeq names its product Rieske [2Fe-2S] domain protein. The transcript has a single exon. Bases 1 to 1332 code for a protein of 443 amino acids. Gene Ontology annotation, molecular function: 2 iron, 2 sulfur cluster binding. The record is from RefSeq and is a predicted model, not a curated record. Lineage: Eukaryota; Fungi; Ascomycota; Eurotiomycetes; Eurotiales; Aspergillaceae.